CGUCUUUAGGACCUUGAGGCGUUUUUAUUGUUCUUCCUGUUAUGUAACGAAAACUCACUAUAAAGUGAUUUACAUGAACGGAUGCAGUACAAAUCUGUACCCAACAAAUCGAUCUUCCCGUCCACAAUUCUAAUUAACCUUAUGAUGAAAAUUUAAAAGUGAAAGAUUUACAUAAAAUAAAUUUCAUCAUUAAUACAGCCAUGGCAAGUGGAUCCUCACGAAAUGCUCCAGAUCGAAAGAUUGUACUGCUGGGAAAAGCUGAAGCUGGAAAGAACAGAGUAGCCAGGUUUAUCCUGGGAUACACAAAGCUAAAUGAAGAGAGUGAAGAGUGUCUUUUACAUGAAGGUGAACAUGCAGGAAGGAGGAUCUGCAUCGUGAAUACACCAGGAUGGGACAGAGUUUCUAUAGAGUGCACUACAGAGAAAAUUAAAAAAGAAAUUGUCCGAAGUGUGACUCUUUGUCCUCCAGGUCCCCAUGCUCUGGUUCUCGUGUUGCCCAUAAACGCUGAUGAUGAACUAUCUGUAAAUGAACUUGAAUCAGCUAGUCGACACAUGGAGCUGCUCUCUGAGAGGGUCUGGAAUCACACUGUGGUGCUUUUCCUGUGUGAAGGAGAUGUGGAGGAAUCCACAAUCAAAGAACACAUUCAUAAAGCAGAAAAACUCCUGGAAAAGUGCAGAGGCAGACACUGUGUUAUGCGUUUGAGUGACUCUAAAACCCAAGUCCAUGGACUGCUUGAAGUGAUAGACGACAUGGUGAAAGAAAAAAACAGCAUUGUGGAAGAAAGUCUGGAUGAUUUCUUUCUGCCACAGGUUUAUUAUGAAGUGAUGCAGAGCAAAAUAACACAACAUAUCAGAGAUUAUGAGGACAAAAUAGAAAGGAUGAAACAAGUAUACCAGAACAGACUUAGUAUGUAUAAAAACCAAACUGAGGAAGAACCUUUGCUUAAGCGGAGACGUGGUAGUAUUGACGGAACUCGUCCAUCUUUCUCUGAAAAUGAAAAUCAGGAGGUGGAUAUUGGUACUGUCAGGAAGAAGUAUCAGGAUGAGCUUCUGGCACUUGCAAAAUAUUACUUCAAACCUGUAGGUCUGCUAUUGUUUGCUAUGAUUGGUGCCCUUAUUGGAUCGGUUGUUGGAUCGAAUUAUGGAGUGGUGGGCUCUGGAUCUGGGAUCAUCAUUGGAAUCAUAGUAACAAUUCCACUGGGUCUAUACCUGAUUACAGCUGCAAGCCUCGCACGGCAAAGUUCAUCUCAUGUGGAAGUCAAAAAAACUGAACAGACUAAUUAGACCCUAAAAACUGUGAGCUACACAAUAGAUGCAAAUAUUUAUACCACUGGGACAAAAAUAAUAUCAGUGACGCAUCAGUGUAAAGUGACCCAACAUUUUUAAUUAUCAUAGAAUGUCAUACUAUUUACAUACUUAUAGUUGAUUUUGAGAAUUGAAUGAAAGAGGAGAUUGUGGUCACAUGCAUAGAAAGCAACUAAUAUUUGCCAGAUAUUCCAACAGCUCAUAUAAUGUUGCUGUAAGUCUCCUGGUAACUUCUCUGAGAUGUAUUGUUCUUGCAUUUCUCAUCCUUUCUGUCCAUUUUAGUGGCAUGCUUUUUUAAUGCGGUUCAUCAGAAUCACUUAAUUGAUGGCAUCUCUAAGAGAUUUAGUUGUAAAAAAAUUAAUUGUGCAUCACAAUAACUUUUAUUGUGCUUUUUAUUAUUAACUACUAUUAGAUUUCUAAAAUUAAUACAACUUUAAAUAAUCUUCAGCACCUUUUAUUAUAUGUUUAUAUGACACUAAAUGCUAUGUUUGUAUUGAAAUUUUAUAUUAUUUUGAACAAUUUACUUUUUUGCUUCUUGGAAACUAAUCUGUUGAAUGUUUUCCAUUUAUUCAUUCAUUAACACAUCAGCUGCAUAAAGUGGAGGUCUUUUCAAGACUGGACAGUCGUUAAUGUUAAAAAAGGUGCGAGAAAAGCAAAUAUUAUUUCUAUGUAAAUAAUGUUUAUAUGUUUUAUAUUUUCAUAUAAGGAGCAUUAUUUUAAAGCAGCUGUAGCUGAGCUAUCAAUUGUACUCAAAUCAGUGUUUUUUGAAUCUGAUGCAAAUUUUUAAUAAUAAAAUUAUCAUUACUAUGUUCUA
Tachysurus fulvidraco (yellow catfish) is the source of this 2118-nucleotide messenger RNA. RefSeq names its product GTPase IMAP family member 4-like. The record is from RefSeq and is a predicted model, not a curated record. Lineage: Eukaryota; Metazoa; Chordata; Actinopteri; Siluriformes; Bagridae. The transcript has 4 exons. Gene Ontology annotation, molecular function: GTP binding. Bases 201 to 1283 code for a protein of 360 amino acids.